UUUUUGGUUUUGGUUUUGGUUUUGGUUUUUUGGGGUCUCAGCUGGGGAAGCUGGAAAGCUGAAAUCCGAGAUCUGAGCAUCAACUGUCGUGUCAUUUGCUUUGUUGUCGUGCUGUCUGAAGAGCCAUCAAAUCAAAUUAUAUAUGAAUUUGUCACAAGUUGAAAGCGAAAGCCGCACCGAUCGGCCCGGCAGACAACUCUAUAAAGGUUUCCUUUGUUGCAGUCGACAAACGGCAGUUCCAGCAUCAGCAUCAUCACUCGGCAUCCCAAACUCGAGACGCGAUACUCGACUUUUUUCCCAGAGGAUCUCUUUCUACAGGCAUUCCAAAUGUUGCGCAUACGCAGUGUGAGCCACGUGCUGCUGCUCGUUCUAAUGGCAAUCGUUGUGGUGACGGCAAAACAGGAGAGUUCAACGCGUCAAUUUGGUGGCCAGAACUUCGGCAACGGCUUGGGUCCCUCCUUCGGUGGCGUGGGCGCGGGUGGUCUGGGGCCUGGGGCCGGGUUUGGACCCGGAUCCGCUGCCGGAUAUCCGGGACAAGGCGGCUACGUACCACCGCAGCAGCCGGGCUGCCCGCUGUGCGACUCGUCGGUUUACUCGUACUGCUCGCACAAGAUGGUCCACGAUGCCUGUUGCUGCGAUUUUCCAGGCGGUGCCCCGCAGUUGAGACCGCCCCAGUGUUUGUACUACGACUGCUCGCUGCUGUAUGCCAAAUCCUGUUACGAGCACGCCCUCAUCAAGAACUGCUGCUGCAAUAAUCCCUACUGACGCGCCCAUUUAUCGGAAAAAUCGAGAAGUAUAGGGAAAUUGGAAAUGGAAAAUGGGUAAUGCGGAGCGCCAAGUGAUUUGUUUGCACUUCGGCUUCAUUUAUUUAUUCAAUCCAUUUAAAAUGCAUGUGCGCAGCGCGGACAGCUAUGUUUUUAAAUCAAGUUUGUGCGAUUGCUUGAAGCGCACUAAAUUAAAUUAAGUAAUUUAUUUGACAACCAAAUUCUUUUGUGCCUGCUUACUUUGAAUGUUUUGAAAAUUAAGGGGUUAAUCCGAAACUUAAAUUGGCAAAGCAGCGAACUUAGCCAUAAUAUUUAAUAUAUAUAUAUUAACUUGAUUUGAAUAAUCAAUACAGCCAUGUUUAAUUGCAAUUGCCAAUGAAAAAUUGCAUUGGUUUCAAAAUGGGAGCCAUGUUUUUGGGGUAAAUAUGAUUUAAACUUUUUCGAAGCCCUUAAUUAAAUACUUUCUGCACUGCAUUUGCCCAUUUGGACGCAAACUUGUUCGCCGGAUUAUUCGGCAUUAAUAAUGUGUUCAAUUAAUUCAUGGCUUUUGUUUUCAUUUCAC
Drosophila simulans is the source of this 1326-nucleotide messenger RNA. RefSeq lists its product as uncharacterized. The transcript has 3 exons. The record is from RefSeq and is a predicted model, not a curated record. NCBI's taxonomy places the organism in Eukaryota, Metazoa, Arthropoda, Insecta, Diptera, Drosophilidae. Bases 328 to 765 code for a protein of 145 amino acids.